Messenger RNA from Cydia fagiglandana, 2816 nucleotides. RefSeq lists its product as uncharacterized. Gene Ontology annotation, biological process: proteolysis; lipid homeostasis. The transcript is spliced from 18 exons. Gene Ontology annotation, cellular component: endoplasmic reticulum; membrane. The coding region runs from base 159 to 2690 and encodes 843 amino acids. The record is from RefSeq and is a predicted model, not a curated record. Gene Ontology annotation, molecular function: serine-type endopeptidase activity. NCBI's taxonomy places the organism in Eukaryota, Metazoa, Arthropoda, Insecta, Lepidoptera, Tortricidae.
UUUGACAGCAGCCAGCGACGAAAAAACGCACAUUCGGUGAAAAAAAUUGAGAAAACAUUUUAUUAAUUUAAACGAUUAAUCUUAGUGAAUUUCUGUGUUUGUGUAAAAUGUUAUAACUAGAUGGUAAUCGGAUUUGGCAUUGAUUGAGCUUACGGGAUAUGGAGGCUACAGUUUCGAAGGGGCGGGGAGGCGGGCUGGCGGCGGUCCUCGGCGUGGCCAACGUCGGGUCCCUGCUCGCUGCUCUCAACCUGGUCGCCGACCUGCACCCUUCAGAUAAGAUCACACCAAGACGAGGCUGCGUGCUGACACUCUUGGGCUUCGUGUAUUUCACGACGCUGUUCGAGCUACUAAACACACUUGCACUGUCCACCAGUCUACGACAAAAAUACCGGCUUAGUUGUGGAGAUGUCCUCGACGUUACCAACAAACUAGUGUCAGCGGUCCAAGCCGCGUUCUGCUGCAUCACGGGCGCCAUCGUGUGCCUGUGGUCGUGCACGCGCGACUUCGCGCGCACCUCGCACUUCGUCUCGGAGGCCUACGCGUGGUUCGGGGCCGCUUACUUCUUCUACGACAUCUGGUCCAUGUACUCGUGUAGUGUUGCAGCGACACGGCCCAUCCUGUGCCUGUGGUCGUUCACGCGCGACUUCGCGCGCACCUCGCACUUCGUGUCGGAGGCCUACGCGUGGUUCGGGGCCGCUUACUUCUUCUACGACAUCUGGUCCAUGUACUCGGUACACGUCCAAAUGACGAUUGGUGACGCCAAAGGCAAGCGGAAGACCAAGAACGGUUCACUGACCUCUGCGCCUGUCAAACAGGCGCCAUCUUUCUUCGCAUACUGCAAACAUGAGCCCGUGAUACUGAUGCAUCAUCUAUUCAUUGGUGGCUUUGGUUUCCUGACUAUUGUGUACUUCCGCGGCGGCCUCGGCGACUGCGUGUUCGGGUUCGUGUACCUCAUGGAGCUCUCCACGCCCUUCGUGUCCCUCCGCGGCAUCCUCUCAAGGCUCAAAAUGAAGUCCACCCGGGUCUACCUGCUGAACGGCAUAUUGAUGUUACUCACGUUCCUGUUCUGCCGAGUGCUCAGUCUGCCGUACGUCUGCCACAUGUACAGCAAGGCCGUGGGGAUGUCUUACUUACAGGUAACUUAUAAGAUGAAGUCCGCCCGGGUCUACCUGCUGAACGGCAUAUUGAUGUUACUCACGUUCCUGUUCUGCCGAGUGCUCAGUCUGCCGUACGUCUGCCACAUGUACAGCAAGGCCGUGGGGAUGUCUUACUUACAGGCCGUGCAAUCGCUACCAACCGGCUGCAAGGUCUCCAUACUGAUCCUGCUGCUGCCCCAGCUGUACUGGUUCUACCUGAUGUCGGCCGGCGCGCUCAAGGUGUUCCUCGCCAAGCCCGAGGAGAAGCGCAGUUUAGUGGUAUCCAAGAUGUUCUUCAAAACGGUCUUCUUAAUCGUGGGCGUAAGCCAGGUUCUGGCGCUGCCCACGGAGCCGGAGUACACCGAGGUGGACUUCAUCGAAAAUGUCCUCAAGGUCGAAGCCGGCUCCGAACUUGACGGUGAAACGUCAAUGUCUCGCAUCGUAUCAGGCUGGCAAGCGUACCCUGGCCAGCAUCCUCACCAGAUCUACCUCCGUAUGGUCAACGCAGCCGGUACCUUGAGCGCCUGUGGAGGCUCCGUGGUGCACAAGAACUGGUUCAUUACCGCUGCUCAUUGCACGGCACAACGAGUGCAACUCCUCGUCCGCGCCGGUCUCGUCCACAUCUUGCAGCCCCAAUACGACUCGGAGACGACAGAGUGGUACAACUUUCCCUCCUUCGUGGACGAGCUAGCGCACAUCGUCCAGCCUAAUGACAUUGCCAUCGCACACGUCGACCAGCCCUUCACUUUCAGCCAUCUGCUGCAGCCUAUCAAGUUGCAGUCAUCAGCUGACGCGUACAGGGACUACUCUAAUCAGCAAGUCAUCGCUAGCGGCUUUGGACGUGUCUGGACAGGAGGUGUCACCUCCGAGACCCUGAACUGGGUGUACCUGACCGGGGUAUCGAACGCGCUCUGCUUCGCCACCUUCGGCACCAUCAUCACCGACACCACCAUCUGCGCGAGGUUCUUCAAUGUCACCUCACAAUCUACUUGCUCGGGCGACAGCGGCGGCCCCCUAGUCCAUGUGAACGACGACGGAGUCCCAAUCCUUAUCGGAGUAGCGGCGUUCGUGGCUGGCGGAGACUCGGGCUGCCACGCCGGGCAUCCUGCAGGUUUCACUCGCGUCGGACCCUUCCACAGCUGGUUAACGGAGAAAACUGGCAUUGACUUCGAUAACCUAGAAGAAGAUACCGAAGCACCGACUGAGCCACCAACUGAAGCACCAACUGAGCCACCAACUGAGGCCCCAACUGAGCCACCAACUGAGGCCCCAACUGAGCCACCAACUGAGGCCCCAACUGAGCCACCAACUGAGGCCCCAACUGAGCCACCAGUGACUGAAUCCCCAGAUUCCAACGAGUCUGGAGAAGAUGAGUCAACGGAAGCACCAGAACCGGAAGAGGACAGUUCAGAGGAGAAGGAUUCAGAUGAAUCUGAUGAUGAUGACUGCGAGUUGUCUGAGUUAUUGAAGAAGUUGGAAGUCAAGGUCAACGUUAAAGUCAAGUUGAACAAGUAUGGCAGGAAAAACAAAGUUCACGGUAAAAAAAUAAAAUAAUGUAACAUUUAUUAAUACAAUUUUUAUAUUUCCACCAUGUACUGUUUGAGUAAUGGAGUGUACCAUUUUGUACAAAGUCUGCAAUUUGUAUAUUGUACAUUUAAAUAAAUAAUUCAGCAAAUUAAA